AUCAUGAGUAGUUCAGAUAAAUUUAAACCUCCAAACGAAAACUGUGAAUAUGUCGUGUGUGUUAAAGACGCAUAUAAGUUCUAUGGAACUAAAAAUAAGAAUUUCGGCGUCCUUUGUGGUCUUAAUAUGUCAAUUAAGCGAAAUUCAAUCUAUGCCUUGAUAGGAGCAUCAGGUGCAGGAAAAACAACAUUAAUUAAAAGUAUAAUUGGAAUUGAAACCUUACAAAGUGGUGUAAUCGAAUUAUCACAAACUUAUAGGAUACAUGCCCCAGGAAAUAGCUGUACUUCAAAAAUUUACAGCAAAAGAGACGCUCAACUUUUUUGGAGUUCUCAAUGGAGUUGAUGCUAAUAAAAUUAAGGAACGAACAAAUUUUCUCUCCUCUUUACUUGAAUUUUCAGACGAUGAUAAAUUAAUUGAAAAUUGUAGCGGUGGAGAACAGCGAAGAAUUUCUUUUGCGUGUGCUUUGAUGCAUGAACCUAGACUGUUGAUCUUAGAUGAACCAACAGUUGGUGUUGAUCCAAUUUUAAGAAACAAAAUAUGGGUUUUUCUGCAAACGCUUACAACCACAACAGAUACAACUGUAAUAAUAUCAACACAAUACAUUCAGGAGACAGUAAAUGCAACUAACAUUGGAUUUAUACGAAACGGAACUCUGUUAGUUGAAGAAGAACCACAAAAAAUCAUUCAAAAUCUUCGGGUUGACAAUCUUGAGGAAGCUUUUUUCAAAUUAAGUUUACAACAAACUGAACAAAAAGAUGUGAAGAGAAAAUGUUUAAAAUUAAUACAGCCUGAUAGUAAUAAGAAGAUAAUUAAGCAGAAUCCAAUCGAUUUAUCGCUAGACAGAUUUUUUGCAUUACUAUCAAAAAAUCUUAUUCAUCAAAGAAGAAAUAUACUAAUGUGUAUGUUCUCGUGUUUUAUGCCUUUAAUAAUGAUAGCUUCAGUUUAUUCGUAUGGAAGAUAUCCAGUUGAUCUUAAAUUUGGUGUUAUAAAUUUCGAGAAUUUAAAUUCUGAAGCAAGCAGUUGUCUACAAACCAAUGUUAUCCUCAAAGAUUUAUCAAGUGAAGAUAUGAGUCCAUAUUGCAAUUUGCAUAAUAUAUCCUGUAGAUAUGUCAUGGAACUUCAAGAUGUGAUUGAUAUAAAAAAAUCUUACAAAUCGUUUGAAGAUGCUAAAGAUGAUGUUCUUAAUGGAAAUAUUUAUGGAUUUAUAUUGAUCGGGAAAGAUUUUUCGAAUCAUCUGCAGACAAGACUCAACAACGGAAUGGAUUUAACAUACAACAUAAGCGAUGACGAUGUCAUCAGUGCGUACUUAGACCAAACAAACUAUCAAAUAGCAAACUUCAUGAAAAAGACUUUAUAUGAAUCAUAUGACAAAUUUACUGAGAAACUAAUAACAGACUGUAGACGAGAUUACAACACAGAAACACUUCCAAUGAAAGUCGUAGCUAUGUUUGGGAAAUUAAAUGAUGAAUUUCGAAAAACAAUGAGUGUUGGAGGUGUUAUUGUCUACUGCUUCUUCCUUUCAUCUUCACUCUCAGUAUCUGCCUUUAUUGAAGAUCAAGCAGAAGGAAUCAUAGAAAGAGUACUAAUAGCUGGCACACAACCAUUAGAGAUAGUCUUAUCUCAUUUGACAUCAUCGACUUUUAUUAUAAUCAUUCAUUACAUCCAGUAUUAUGUAUUCCUUAUGUUUAUUUUUAAAGAUGACUUGUAUGGAAAUCACAUUUGGGCAAGCACAACAAUUAUUCUCGUUGGUAUUGCCGGAGUUGUUUAUGGGCUGUCUAUAUCAACUCUUACUAAGUCACCAGUUGUUGGAAUGUUUUGCUCAUCUUCAAUAUUUCUUCCAGUUCUAGCGAUAGGAGGAGUCAUAUGGCCACUUGACGGAGUUGUAUUUUAUUUGAGAUAUGUAUCAUAUUUACUUCCAUUCACAAUGCCAACAUUAGCGUUGACAGGAAUAAUGUAUAAAGGUUACACAAUACUGCAUCCUGUCGUAUCAAUGUCUUAUUUAGUGCUUAUAAUUUGGAUUCUUGGAUGCCUUUUUAUAUGUUUUUCUAAACUAAAGGUUAAAAGAUAAAACAUUUGAGGCGAAUACGCGUAGACUAAGGUUUUUUCGUGGAUUUGAUUACUAAAGUUGACUUGAGUCCAUACAAAAUCUUAUUAAGCUUUGUAAACUGUUCACGAGCGUUUAAUUAUUAAGCAACAUAAUAAUAAGAUCAGACCUCAAAAAGGAAUCAUAAAAAUUAUAAUAAACUGUUUUAGCAGAGCUCGAAGUCAACUCGAGUUAACUCAUUUUUCAGAGUCAACUCCGAGUCGAAUUGACUUGAAAUUCUAUCGACUUCGAGCUUUGUAUUUUAGCCUUAACUAACCCACCUUCUGUUACGGAACAAGCGAACGACCUCUUAACGAAAUAAAUUAAAAUUUUUGUAUGGAAUUGAUUUAAUAUUAAUUUAACUUUAAUUAUGUACGCAAAUUUGGAGUGGAUAAAAUUUGGUUUAAAAUAGGUUUAAAUAAGUUCUUAAUAAAAUAUUUAAAAUAUUAAACUCGAUUUUUUUUUUGAUAACGAAUAAAUGAAAUUUAAUGAAGAUAAG
Messenger RNA from Chironomus riparius, 2582 nucleotides. The record is from the annotation of a GenBank genome assembly. NCBI's taxonomy places the organism in Eukaryota, Metazoa, Arthropoda, Insecta, Diptera, Chironomidae.